UUAUCACCGCAGAAAAUUAUCAGCUUUAUGAGCAUCUUGUAGGCUCCGUUCAAAAAAACCAAAUAUCUCAUAAUGAAGAAAAUCUAAGUGCUAAUAUAACCAAUCUAAUGGUUAAACUUGAGUGGAUUAAACAACUUUUAGAAUUAGGUCAACUAGAAAAUCAGCAAAAGUCAGAAUUAAUAGCAGAACUCAAUAGUCAAAUCAAGCGAAUGCAGCAAUAUAUAGAUGAUCAAAAAAGAGAGAUAGAGGAGUUAAAAACUAUUAAAUAUUCGAUUGCUAGGUCAAAAAUAAUUAUUAAUAUUGACAAUCAUAUUACGAAUUUAGGAAGUGAAUAUCGAUUUCAAAAGUGGUUAGAGAAAUUGUCAAAACAUGAGGAAUCUUUGCCUGAAAGUCUUUUAUUUUUGGCAUUUGAUAAUAAACAAAGAGGGCAGAAAAAUUAUCUUGACCGAGGAUUCAAUACAGUGAUUUACCAUGUUGUUACUAGCUUUGUCGUUUUUAACAUAGCACUACUAAACAAAAUUCAGUAUACUAAUUCUUCUUGGGCUUAUAAUUCUUUUGACAGAUCACAGUAUGAAGAACUUUUCGAUGUUAGUUCUCAAAUACAAAAAGUUUUAGAUGAAGAAUUAAAUGCUUAUCAUAGCGAAGUUUUUAAUUUAUUAGUUAAAGAAAAAUUAUCCUCUAAUAAUCUAAUUGAUUCUCUUAUUUCGUCUAUAGAAAUUAACAUUACGAAUAUGAAAAUAUGUUCUUCAUGUAAUCAAAAAAAUAUUGAGAAUCAAAAGAGAAUAUGCCCAAAAUGUGGAAAGCAGUUGCUGACAUUAGCUGAGUUACAAAAAGAAGAAGUAAUUGAAAAUAAUAUAAUUAAUAAAUUAACCUAUUCGUUUAUUUUUAAACCAUAUAGUGUUAAUGAUAAACAAAAUGUUACAAGCUUUACCCAACAAGUUACUGAUCCAAGAGUUAAUAUUCCUGAAAUUUAUUUUCCCGACCUGAUAAAUAUUAAUUCUAACUCUAUUAUGAAUAUUGAAAAAGUUCUUUUACAUAUAGAAAUGAUAUCAGGUAUCAAAUCUGGAAUUCAUAAGUGGAUAGCUAUAGUUUGUGAUGGUAUUCUAUAUCAUUAUACUAUCAAACUUAAAGAAAAAUUUCCUUGGCUAGUUCUUAUACUGGGACAACUUCAUGAAGAGAUGAAUAUGCUUCGAGCAUUUGUGGAAUUAAAUUGGGAAAUUGACAUAAAAUGA
Scutellospora calospora is the source of this 1232-nucleotide messenger RNA. The record is from the annotation of a GenBank genome assembly. NCBI's taxonomy places the organism in Eukaryota, Fungi, Glomeromycota, Glomeromycetes, Diversisporales, Gigasporaceae.